Messenger RNA from Physcomitrium patens, 1221 nucleotides. The record is from RefSeq and is a predicted model, not a curated record. Lineage: Eukaryota; Viridiplantae; Streptophyta; Bryopsida; Funariales; Funariaceae.
AUGGAAAACCUAGCUCUGAGCUUGAGAGAGGAGUACUCUGGACGACAGAGCCCUGAAGAGGUCCGGAAAGAGAUUAUUAAUUGUUACAAGCUUGUAGAGAAGCUGGGGCGUGGAGCAGUGUAUUUUGGAUCAGCGCGCACGAAAAUUGACCACUCCCAUUACUUGCAGGCCAAGGAGCUCGCGCAUGAUGUGGCUCUACUUCUCGACUGCACAUCAUGGACGGGAGGAGGACCAGGCAUGAUGGAUGCGGCGACCCAAGGGGCUCUUGAAGCCAAGAAACCAGUUGGAUGUUUCAAUAUAGCAAAAGAGGCUGGCACUUGGGUCACAAGAUAUGUCCACCCUUACCUUGCAACUCAAAUGUAUUUCACCUGUCGAUUCUUUACAGCGCGGAAGCAUGGAUUGGUUGAGGCGGGGGUGCGCAACAAUGUUCCGGAUCGCACGGCAUUCAUUUGCUUGCCAGGGGGUAUGGGAACACUAGAUGAGUUAUUCGAAGUCGUUGCCCUCAAGCAACUCGACCGCAUUGGGUCUUCCUUCCCUGUCCCAUUUCUCAUCCUCAACUAUGACAAUUUCUACACAGAUCUCCUGAAGUUCUUAACAAAGUGCGAGGAUUGGGGCACUGUCAGAGCAGGCGAGUUUGAAAGCAUCUGCCAUGUAUCCACUUCCAACUUGGAUGCACUGGAAUACUUAGCGGAUUUUUAUGGCAUUUCGGAACAAGAUCGCCUCUUCCGUAAUCGUCCUCAGAACUUAUAGAAAUACUUGAAGAUCACAUGACUGACCCACAGCACCGAAGUAACGGUACUACGGUGGGGAGCCCAAUAUCAUCUUCCCGGGAAUGUUGGCAAAGUCUGAACAUAAGAAACAAAAACCUACAGAAACCUUCUUUAUAACCAAUCCUAUGAUUGAUCAUGUCCUGUGCUUUGGUGUAAAGAACAAUUCAGACAGCAUCUGUGCAAUCUAGAGACGUGGUGGGAAGAAAUCCUUUCAAUCACAGGGGUUUUCUCAACAAAGUUGUGUGAAUUCGAGUCUGCUCUGAGUCUCUGACUACGUUGACAACAUUUGUCAGCUCUUUGCUUAGAUCAGAGCUGGGUGGGUGCCUCAAUCUGUUACCAUUCAUUCUAGUUUCACCUCCCCAUAUGCCGAACUUCAGUAUUUAGUGGGAGUGUGAAGUCAGAAUAAAAGGUGUCAAAUACAUUUAAUUUAUGUUGAGAAUGUUUAGAAAGA